AUGGGCUACGUACUCUAUUCCUCGAUUCUCUUCUCCUGCGUUCUUGCGACUGCUCUUUACCUCACUCGACACCUCUGGCUUCAUCGCGUUCCAACAUACAUCCCAGGCCCCUUGUACACUCGCCUUCCCACCUCAUUCCGCGAUGACAUAGAAGCCGGGCUAACUUCCUCGGCAUUCGAUCUUACUGGAAACGUCGAAUCCGGCGAUUCUCGACAAGGAUUGGACGGGGCGGCGAAGAAGGAGGUGCAGAGGAUCAUGAAGAGGAGGGGUGUCAACUUCGACGAGGCCAGGAGGCUGUAUAUGCAGGAUCGGUUCAAGAGGGAGGGUAUCGGCGCCGAUGGUAUCCCAAGGGACCCCAAGUUCGUGUCGUUCUCUUGA
Molecule: messenger RNA, 378 nt
Organism: Aaosphaeria arxii CBS 175.79
Lineage: Eukaryota; Fungi; Ascomycota; Dothideomycetes; Pleosporales
Exons: 2
Coding region: 1-378 (125 amino acids)
Source: RefSeq, a predicted model, not a curated record